Messenger RNA from Metschnikowia bicuspidata var. bicuspidata NRRL YB-4993, 1935 nucleotides. RefSeq lists its product as uncharacterized. The coding region runs from base 1 to 1935 and encodes 644 amino acids. Gene Ontology annotation, cellular component: mitochondrial inner membrane. The transcript has a single exon. The record is from RefSeq and is a predicted model, not a curated record. NCBI's taxonomy places the organism in Eukaryota, Fungi, Ascomycota, Pichiomycetes, Serinales, Metschnikowiaceae. Gene Ontology annotation, biological process: mitochondrial respiratory chain complex III assembly.
AUGCUCGCGCGCAGCUCGCCCCGCGGCGCUCUCCGCGGCCUCGGGCUCUCGCACACAAAAGCGUACGCCCGGCGUCGCCUAUCCAUCGACGAGUUCAACAAAAACAAAAAGGACUUCACGUUCGGCGCGGACGCCGACAACUUCGGCCGCGGCAGCCGCCACCGCCAGCUCCAGGGCGCCUUCGAGGACCACGCGCCGCUCGAGGAGCACCCGAAACUCCAGGGCCUUGACCGCGCGUCGCCCGAGUACAAAUACCAGCUCAUGUUGCUCCAACAGGAUUUCCAGAACAAGCGGCAGCAGCAGCGCGCGCAGUGGGAGCUCGCGGAGCGCGUCAAGGGCGUGGGCGCCGGGCUCUUGGCGCUCGUGGGCAUUCUCGCCGCGUACCAGCUCGUGACCAACCACAAGUAUCUCCGGGCGCAGGUGCGCGGCUGGUGGGCCCCCGGCGUGGACGUGUCGCGGGUGCUGGACAUGAACGACCCGAAGGGGAACACGCGGGCCGUGGCGCACUUGGCCGAGCGGCUCGGCGCGGACGCGGACGCCGGCUUCCUCGCGGCCUUGCGCGACUCGCGCGUGCCGGGCCUCUACUUGUUUGGCGCCGUCAGCGGCAAGAGGCUCCCCGCGCGGGCCGCUGGCUUCGACGGCAUGCUCCUCGCCGACGUGUGCGUGCAGGACGACUACCUCGUGGCCAUCGACGACAAGGGCCGGGUGCUCCACUACGCGCCCGGCAUGGCCUCGCCGGUGUACGUGCACAUGCCGGCCAAGGUGCGCCAGGUCGUGGCGUCCGGCGGCCGCUACUUCUAUGUGGCGCGCAACGGCCGCGCCGUGUGGUGCGGCGGCCGCGUGGACCCGGCCACGCAGGCGAGGCCCGGCUGGCUUACCUCCGGGGCGCCGUACGCCGUGUCCUCGGUGGCGCUCGACGUGCUUGCGCGCGGCGAGCGGCUCGCGCUGGUGGCCGCCGGCGCCGAGCACCUCCUACUCCUCACCAGCCACGGCCGGCUCUUGGGUGUGUGCAGCGCGCGUGCGCCGGCCAGCAAGGGCCAGUACGGGCUCCCCCGCUAUGCGCAGGCCGACGCCCCGGAGCCCGUGCCCACAGACGUCGCGUUUGACUUGGUGAACUUGAACAACGAGGUGGUGACGGCCAGCAGCGGCGCCAAGGCCGUGCGCCCGCGCACGUUCGCGGCCAUCGCCGCCACGGCCCACGCCAACGCGGCGCUCGACCUGGCCGGCGCCUUGUGGACGUGGGGCGACAACGCGCUGUGCCAGUGCGGGCGCCCCAAGGCCGUGGCCGACGACAUCCAGCCCGUGCCGCGCGCCGUGUAUGCGCUCAAGGACUUGGCCCGGAUCCUGCGGUACAGUGUCGCAGACCGGGGCCUCGCGGGCCGCUUCUCGGCAGACGCGCUCGCGGCGGCCAACAACACGUUUUACGUGAAGAUGUCGUACCGUGUGGACGGCGACCCGCUGCUGGCGCAGGACUUGGUGCUCAGUUUCGGCGACGGGCUCCGCGGGCAGUUGGGCAUCUCGCGGUACUUGCACAUGACGCCCACGCCCCACGUGCUCAAGAGCCUCGUGGGCUUGCGUGAGUUCGACGAGGCCACGCAGACCACGCGCAACAUCGGCAUCAAGAGCAUCGUGCCGGGCGGCGACCACACGUUCGUGACCUUGGACAACCACGGCGCGCACAAGGACGUGUUGGUGUUUGGCGACAACUUGCAGGGCCAGUUUGGAAACGGCAGGACGGCCAAGAGCGCCCGCCCGGCGCAGAUCCCCAAGCUCCUCGAGCCCGAGAACUUCGACGAAUCCACCAAGAAGUUGGUCUUGAAGUUGAACGACCAGACCAAGAACAGACUCCAGCUAGCCGACGGCAACACGGACGGCGUGGAGCAGGUGCUUGCGGCAGGCGAGCUGAGCUCCGCCAUCUACUACCGCCGCAAGUAG